Kockovaella imperatae is the source of this 1614-nucleotide messenger RNA. RefSeq lists its product as hypothetical. The record is from RefSeq and is a predicted model, not a curated record. The transcript has 2 exons. Bases 158 to 1498 code for a protein of 446 amino acids. NCBI's taxonomy places the organism in Eukaryota, Fungi, Basidiomycota, Tremellomycetes, Tremellales, Cuniculitremaceae.
UUUAAUCGUCGUUUCUACUCCCUUGCUUCUACUCGUCUUCAUAUCACUUCGGGGGGAUCACCUGUGCCGCGUUGUCUGCGGGCUUCUGCUUCUGUACACUCUAGGGAGCAAGGAAGUGGAACGGGACCUGCGCACCUCUGGGUGGACUACUCUUAGGAUGAUUCCCAGGCCAUUUCGACUCCGCCUCCUUGGAGUGACUCAUCGGCAGCUCUCCGCCAGACCAGCAUCUUCCUGGUCCCUUUCUUCUCGGAAGGCGACGAGCUCUCGAACCAGUGAUGUCGCACCCAAGAUAACCUUGACUGCUCCUUCAACAUGGACGGACUCGCGUUCGCGUGGAUUCGUUUCUGCUACUUCCCUUGGCCACUCAACUUCAUCUGGAUCCCAGGUCACCGGAACGAGGUCGAUGCACACGUUCGCUUCCCGCUCCCUGAACCAUGGUCGUCGACGUCGACGUGCGUUGUCUCUAGCUGCGGCUAGAGAGAAGCAAAGUAUAGCAUCCUCAUUGUCUUCUCGUCCGGAGGGUUCAUCGAGGUUCAUGCCUUUACCUCGACGAUCAUCACCCGAAGCGCCUAUUCUUUCAUCUCCUGUCCAAGCGGCAAAGCACGUCAAAGCUACUCCAUCCCAUCUGCCUCUUCCUAUCCCCCUCGGAAAUGACAUUUAUGAUCUUUCAAACGUGUUGGACCCAUCUUCCGUCUAUGGCUCUGAGCUACCUCCCUCCAUAUUUGGCGAGCGUGGUUAUUCCAUUUGGUCAGACAGGAAUGAUCCGCAAGCCUUGGUGGCAGCACGACGAGAAGAGGCCUUUGAAGAUCUGUUGGCUGAGAUGCAAGAUAAAUCAGGAGGCGCCGCGACGACCCUCACGGGUCAUCUGAACAUUCUCGCUGCCCUGGAUCCUGUGGAUCUGGCUCCCCAGACCAGGACUCUCCAAGAGGCUGAUGCGGACUUGAAGGAGGACGAAUUUGAGCCAUCAGAGCUUCAGUCGCUGUUGAGGGACAAACAAACCCGAUACAACAUUGAAUCCCAGAUGGAGUGGAACAAGAUCCUCGCUCAUCUCGGGGAUAAAUCCGUCAAACUCCCUUCGGACGCCCUGUUCAAGUCUUUCUCUCCUCAAGAUCUGUCGACCUUGGAAAUGGAUCAAUCGCUUCAGGUCAAAGAUGCCAUUUCAAAUCUGUUUUCAACUCUCAAACGGAUAGAUCCUGGCCACAUUCGUGGCGGAGGACGUCUGCGAAAUAGGGUUCUUCGGUUUGGUGGACGUCAUCGACCACCACAUCCAGAGACAUUCGUCGAAGUUUCCAAUUCGGACAAUGGAGAGACCAUGCUGGUCUCGGUCAUGGGAGAUGAACAUGGUCGAACACGAUACAGUAUCAUUGGUGAUGAGGAAGGCGACGCCGUAUACCAAAUGACUUCCGUCGUUCGAAAGAGGAGACUCAAGAUCAAGAAGCACAAGUACAAGAAGAGGAGGAAGGCCCAACGAGCACUCAGAAGGAGACUCGGUAAAUAACCUGUGGACAUGUCUGUUGAAUUUUGCCGCAGAACUUUCCUUCAUGCAUUGCACAUGAAUAACCAUCGUCAAUCCUGGACCAUGUCUCUCACGAGCUGUACACGAUUGCCUUUCCG